GCGACCCAGAGAGAGGGAGGAGACCGGGCCCUGCGUCGCUAGGGGGGAAAAAAACGGCUUCUGCAAGUUAUGGCUCCGCCGGGGGAGAAGACUCCUCUUCAUCCGCUAGCGGGCAGGGGACCCCCCAACUUCUCCCCUUGGGGGCAGGACGACGCCCGUGCUUCCUCUGCGCCUGUCGUGUGUCAGCAGAGGGAGACCCGUCCCGGGCAAGGUGCCCGAGGCGGGCGACGUACGGCAUAAAGCCCCCAGAUGAGACCGGUACCCCGACUUUGGCCAGCGCCCCCCGUGCGUGAAGAGGGAGGCUCAACUUUCCCGAAAGUGACAGAGGGGCUCGUGGAGAGACUAAGCCUUCCCUGCACUUAUUUUUCCCCUGCACCCCCAAGGUGGGGCGGUGUGGGGGGGGGAUCCUGAAUUUCUGGUGCUAAGAGGCCCCAUGGAAUCCCCUCAUGGAGAGUCUGACUGCAGCGUCUGAGUCUGGAAAAGCGGGCUCCUCACCCCAGGUGCAGGAGUGUUGUGGACUUGCGAGGGCCUGAUCCUUAUUGGUGAACCGUUUGGUGUAAGACUUGACUCCAUAAUCUGCAGCUGGCCCAAUGCUGUCCUCCGGAACAGAGACUCAGCCAGCUCCGCUUGAUUCCUCCGUGUCUGCCGUGGUACAGGAGUUAUACCCUGAACUCCCAGUAAGUGUCUCCAAAGAGCCUCCUGCUGACUCUGAGCCGAGUGUCAUUCCAGAUAGGAAGCCUGGAGCCCCAAGCUCUCUUGUGAGUCAGAGUAGGGCAUUGCCCUGGGAGCUGCAGAGGACUCACGCGGAACGCUGUUGUGAAGAAACCUCUGAGAGCCUGCAUCGUGGGGGUGCGCCUGGGAGGUGCGGGCUAGUGGACCCCACGGCAGGAGGGUCUCUGGAUUCUGGGAUCUUGGCUAGGAAAGAGAAAGCCAAGAGCAUGGAGCUAACGGUCUUCAGAGCUGAAGGGGACCAGGCGGAAGUUAGAAGAGCCCCCUGUGAGGGAGUGAAGGAAGAGCCUCGUCAGCAUUGCGCAGCUGCUGGAGACAGGAUCCGCCCGAGCCAGGAGGACCUCCUGAUGCAGUCCAGCAAAGAACUUGCAUGCACAGGCCUCCCUGGAGACUUUCUAAGGAAUAAAGAGCGAAGUGUGCAGAUUAUAAAAGAAAGCCUGGUAGAAGCCCCUGCAGAAGUACAAGGUAUGAAGGUCAAUGGGACUGAGACGGACAGUAGUGAAGGCCACGAGAACGGCAAUGUGAGUACAGGUCUCUCAGCUGGGCACAGCAAAGACCCAGACGUAGACAGAACCAUGGCCAGUGGUGAGGUUUCAGAAACCAGCACGUUAAUUUCCCUAAAGCCUUUAAAUUUUAUGGACCCUGGAUUAACAGAAGCAACUCCUAAGGAAAAAGCAUGUGAAGAAUUAAAAACUUGUCCUUCUUGGUUGUCAUUGUUACCAGGAAACAGUGCCAUUUCCAAAGUGGACAAUGGGAAGGAAGAGUUGUGUAAGUCAAACCCCGUCUGUGAAGCAGACAACAGUCAGCAACAGACACUUGGCCACCAUAAGGAAAAACACAGUUCUGCACAUGGUAAUCCCACAGCCACGAGAAACCCAGGCGCUGUAGAAUCCUCGGGAGAAGAUUCAGAAGUUCCAUGUUGCACAUCAAGUCUGACAGGUCCAGAAUCCAGAAUAACGUCCUUAGAAAAAGGUAGUUUUGAAAAUGAUAGUUUGCUGAAGGGAUCUGCUGAAAAGACAGACAAUUCCUAUUUUGGUGGGGAUGAUCAAAGUAAGAACUUGGCUUCUAGCAAAGAAAAUGGAGCACAGCUUUUGAGUCCUGUUAGUGAGCGAGGGGAAGGGGAACUCUCCAUUAUUAAUGGCAGGCAGCCAGUCAGGGAUGCCAGUGGUUAUUGUUCUGGUGAGAAAGAAACUGUUGAUUCUCCAAAAGAAGAUAUCCACAGUAACCAUUGCGUGCAAGGCAGUCUCCAUGCAGAGAGCCCUGUAUCCUCGGUGCCCAGUUCUUCUGAAGCUGUGGACGUAGUGUUCAAAAACAGCGAUUUGAAAGUCACUUCAGAUACUCAAGGUAACUUGACAAACCCUAAAGACCACAGAGAAACUUUGAGUGCUGUGAGCCACUCUUUCAAACAAAACAGUUUUUCCUCCUUGGUGCAGAUUGAGGAGCCAAAACGGACAACCACUAUAGAACGUGAUGUGUUACAUGAAAAGAUUUGUAGUGAAGACUCUGACUCCUCAGUCAGCGUCCAGAGAAAUCUGGACGGUGACACUCAGUUAAAUGAAGUAUCAUGUCGUGAUUUUCUGCCUGAACGAAAAUCCCUUCUGAGUUUAAGGCCAGAAGAUCAGAUAAGUUCUAUGCCUAAUGAUGGAGCCAAACCCCAGGAAGGUACUACUCAGUUACAAACAUCUCCAGAUUUUGAUUACAGAGCUGAGUCAGAAAAAGGUAUACAGACCUCACAGGGUGAUAUUCCACGUUCAGAUGAACAGAGCAUUACCUGUGAGAUGAAUAAACUUUCUUAUACCAAUGAACUCGUUGUAAACAAACUCGAAAACGAAUGUGUUUUUAAUCAAGUGUCCCUUAAUUCUCAAGACCACACAAAGUUGCCAACAGAUUCUGUACUAAGUAGAAACAAAGAGAUGCCUUUCCCAGCAAGCGAGGGUGUCCAACAGAGCCAUGAGCCUCCUUCAGAGGACGGAGCAGAUGUCAUUGCUGGUACUCGGACCAUUCCCUUUGAGACAAAAGCAAAAGACAACUCUCCACCAGGUCACAAGACCUGUGGUGCCUCCUCAAACAGUCCAACCUUAAACAUCAAACCAGGAAGCCUUGAAAGAGAGAGAGAAACGGCUGAUUCAGGAACUGCAGAUCUACAUUCCAGGCUUCUCUCAGAUAAGAAAGAAGCAGCUGGUUCACCUCAAGAGGUCAUAGAAUGUACGAAUGUUCCGUCUCAGCAUACCUCCAGCUGUCAUUGUGUGAGAAAAAGUGUACCAGAGGAGAACACGUGUCCCACCUGCGCUGCCUUUGUGUCUGGCAGAACCGCUCUGUACAUCAAUAACUUUGCAGCCUCAAGACCCGAAAAUGAGCACCGUGUUCUCCGCUCCCAGAGAAGGGAGGACUUUGUGGAAAGUAGUGCCUGUAAAGUGAUGUGUACAUCAGAGGAAAGUGAACUUGAUGAGGUGGAAACUAAAGACAGCCUCCCAGGAGAUACGUUCAGAAACAAAACGGCAGCAGGGAUGUUAAACAACGGAUCGUCAACCAAAGCCACCGCUUGCAUCACGUCCAGUGGGGAAGGGGUAGAAAGAAAGGAACGAGAUCUACCCAGAGAGACUGUAUGUUGUAAAUACAACAUCUCUGAUUGUGCUGCACAGGGACUAAACCAAUCUGCAAACAUUCCAAGUUCUGAGAAGUUGCUGGAGCAGGCUCCUACUGUUACGUUGUCCAGUUUUGAAAACAUGAACCAAGCAGUUGAAACUGUCCAUCUUAAGGCAGAGGACGUCCUUGACUGGCAGAGUAAACAAAGCAGACCAGGUGGAUGCAAAUGUGAAGAUAGGCCAGCUGAGGAGGCACUGGGGAGGGAAGGGAUAGAGACCCUCACGGGGCCUCAUGGAGAAGGAAGUCACAACCCACAGGAUCAGCUCAGCACUUCAGGCAGUAGCGACCCUCUGUCUGGUGGUCCAAAGAAAGGCAACGCAGAAGGAGCCAUUGAAAGUGUUUCUGGUUGUGAAGAGUCCACACACGGUAUAGUAGGUACUGUCUAUGCAGCCUGUAGUAGUGAGCCUGCAAUAGGCAUGCUGGGUGUGGAAGCAUCUAGCACGCUUGGUAGUGCUGUAAGGCAAGGUAGAUUGACAUUCCAGGAAACCUUAAGGAGUACCUUGUCUCAGAGGGAUAUUGCAUGUACAGCAACAACUGACCAGGACUCAGCCUUCCCAAAUGCUGCUGCUUCUAGAGUAGAAUGUCUUGAAAUAAAAAAAUCAUGUGAAGAGCAAGUUUGCCAAUGUUUAAAAGACUGUGAAAUAGAAAAAUGUCCAGACUCUUGUGCCCAUAAGAUGCAUAAGAAGGAGUCUUUUGCAGAUCAUGAACCAAAUAUAAGAAUAUUGGACAGAGUAAAGCUGUCUUUAAAUGAUGUUUGUCCUGAACAGCAAAGUAAAGGAGCAUCUCUGAAAGAAGCACAAAGAAUGACCGAGGGGGCAAAAGCAGAAAUACAUGUUCACCUUGGCGAGGAAAACACCGCUAAGAUCUCCUCAAAAGAGUUGUCUUCCAGGUGCCAAGACGAGAACUCUGUUUCCUUCGGGAGACUGGAAUCCACUGAGAUAAUGCCUUUGUGUCCAUCUGCUCAAGAAAAAUCAGGAAAAAAUAUUAAAAGUGAAGACACUGCCCUGCAAAACAUUCUUAAGCCAAAAGAUGAUGAAAUGCUUUGUGAAAAUCUCAGGGGCUGCUCAGUUCUGCACGAGAAAGGGGAAGGCAUACCCAGGGAUGCGAGUAAUUGUAGCAAGGGAGACAGCACGUACAGCAGUGUGAAGAAGAAUGCUAGCACAGAGUGUCAGAGACGUUUGCCUUUGGCAGUGGAAACAGAAGCUAACAGAGAACCUGAAGAGUCUCAGAGUGGACGAGUGGGGCCCGGAACCAUUGGGGAGGCAUCUGAUGUGAGUACCAGAGAACAUGGUGGUGCUGUUGGCGGUGCUGGUGAUAACACGAGUGAGAUUUCCCAGGCCUUUACGUGCCCAAGGAGGCCCAGUGAAGCUGGAAAACAGCAAGGCGAGGCAACGUGCUGCGUGCUGCAGAAGGAAGAGGAGCAGACCCAUCAGAAAGGAGCGUUGGAGCAACACACAGCAUCUGAUGUGUUUUCAGAUGCGGCACAAACUAAGAACCAACCCAAAGCUGGCCAAGAUGAGUCUGCCAAGACGAAGGAAGUCACCGUAGCAAAGCCAGCCAAGGAGGACCCAAAGGAGGAAAGCUCCUGCCAUCCGUUAAAGGACGCUGAGUUGUGCAUGGGCCCCUGCCUCCCUGGUGACCCCCAGGAAGUGCAGGAUCCCUCCUGCGCUGGGUGUGGUCCGAUCCGUGGUGCCUUUGGGAACACUUCCCGUCAGAAGGGAAUGCUUCCUAUAAAGAAGCAGCCCCACCGAAGGUGUAAGAGAGUUUCCUGUCAGGAGCAAGUCAGUGUGGGGAGAAAAAUGAGCAGGGCGAGCAGCUCUGCCCUUGUACAGGGUCCCUCUGCGCCCGUCCCCACAAAAGCCUACAGGCUUCUCAGUUCACGGCUUGUCUCUGUGCCCACACGAUUGGAGCCUGAAACCCUGCCUGCCAGGAGCUCCAUCAGCCACGUACCAAAGCAGAGGGCUACUCCGUGCCAUCUCCUGAGGAGCCUGAAUUUUAGGAAGCCUACCAAAGAAUCAGCCUUACUAACCAAGCUGUCUGUCCUGGCCUCCAAACUGGCCCCGGCCACAAAGACCCAGAAACUUACACGAUAUCGGCGGUGUUCCUCUGAACUUGUUCCAGUGGCUAAAAGCUUCAAGCGGCUCAGAUAUAAACGGCUCCUGGAUGGGUUUUCAUACAGUACGAUGCUGCUGAACCCACAUCUGGCAGCUGGCGCGUGGGAUAAAAGGCCUGACAGCAAGCCGCUGGCACUCUGUUCUCUCGAAGGCAUCAAGAUGAGCUUCGUCGACCUGGGCAACAAGGUGCCAUCACUGCUGUUUGGUUCCAGAGUCUUCCCAGUGUCCUUCCGUGUGAAGCCGGGCUCAGACGGCCCCACUGAGUCCGCGAGGGCUUUCCCUGAGCACUGUGCUCCCGCGAGGCUCGCCCUAGGAGAGGCCGCCCAGGGUCCGUCUCAACCUCCCAAGUGGACCUUCUCUUUCUUCCUGUCCCAUGGCUGCCCUGGGAUGGCCGCAUUCAGGGAAGACGCUGGCCUCCACCGUCAGGCCCACACUCAGGCCCCUCCCCCGCGGCCACCUCCUCUGCCAGACUGCGGGGGCACCGCCGUGGUCCAGCCCAGAGCAGACUGCUCUGUCCUUGGCCUUCACACGCUUCUCGCACUUUGUUCACCAGGAUGUUAUCGAAUCUGGACAAAAAAGCGGAGCUUCUCCAGUCACAUGCCUACUGUGCAGAGGCUCUUCCUGACCCAGUUUACACAGGGCUUAAAGGGGUUGAGGUCUCCAGCCUCCAUAGCAGACAAGAUCUUUUGUUCUCUGCCCUACUCGGUGGGCAGAGUGCUGUCCAUUUGGAGCCAGCAUGGACCUUCUGCCUGCUCCUUUGAAAUCUCUGCUCUCCAGUCCACUCGCAGCAAGGAGCAGCCCAGUCUGGACACCACAAGCAGCCACACCAUGUUACCAUAUGUGCCUCUUCCAGGCGUGGAAGCUCCAUACAGCACCAGCAGCAACCAGAUGAGGCUGGAGCCUUCGUUCGCUGCCUUGGUACCAAAGUCUUGCUUGGUCACGGAGCCAGCCGUCAGCAAGCUCCUGCUUACAGCCUCCGAGCUCCAAGUCCCUGCAUUUGCGGAGCUCGAUGGGGUGACGGCAGCGUGCCCACGACCACAGAGCAGCCCUCCAGAGGAGAAGGAGGCUGAGCCAGAGAAGAGGCCAAAGAAAGUCUCACAGAUUCGCAUCCGGAAAACCAUUCCUAAACCAGAUCCUAAUCUCACCCCCAUGGGCCUUCCUCGACCCAAAAGGCUAAAGAAGAAAGAGUUUAGUUUGGAAGAAAUAUAUACCAACAAGAAUUACAAGUCUCCUCCUGCCAACAGGUGUCUAGAGACCAUCUUUGAGGAGCCCAAGGAACGAAAUGGUACGCUCAUCUCCAUCAGCCAACAGAAGAGGAAGCGGGUCCUAGAAUUUCAGGAUUUUACAGUCCCACGAAAGAGGCGAGCCCGCGGCAAAGUCAAGUUGGCGGGCAGCUUCACCCGGGCCCAGAAGGCAGCUCUGCAGAGCCGGGAGCUGGAUGCCCUUCUGAUACAGAAACUGAUGGAACUGGAGACCUUCUUUGCCAAGGAAGAGGACCAGGAGCCCUCGGCAGGCUGUUGAGAAGCAGUUCAGUUUGGGAGUCUCCAUUUUAGAUGUUUUUAGAUCGCCCCGGAAGAGGUUGCCUAAUUUUGCCCUACCGCCCAAACCACUCAAGAUGCACAGUCCGUGAGUUUUUACCUACUUCAAGGUGCAGCCUUUUUAGGAACUGGUGAAGGAGGGAAGGAGGAUCCUCUACUUCUACUGCUGAGAUCAGAACCUCAGGAAUGCUCCCUUUCUCCUGGAACCGGUCCUGUCCCGAAUGGCAUCUUGCCGCACCCUCCAGCCUCUGCCAGCCACAGGAGGAAGAAGCUGCGUAUCUCAAGUAAACACUAGGAUUCCGAAGACUCCCCGCAUUUGCAUGUCCGUGUGAAAGUCCCGCUUUGUUUACGGUGGUGCUAAACCAAGAUUAUCUAGAAACGUGGCCCAGGGAGGGGGCCCCGGCGUCCUGUCUUGCGUGGUCUCCCCAGCUCCUGGCAGCCAUAGAGGAAGGAUGAGCUGUUGUGUUUUCUAGUCCCUCGAGUGUCUGCCCACAACCUGUUUGUGUAAGUGUGUGUGCGUGCGUGUGCUCGUGUGUGUGCGUGUGUGGCUUUUCCCCAUCAUUUUCUCCCCUCUGUGACUGUGGGUCACCAGUGCCAGAGGAGCCCGUCCAGGCCCCAUUCGGAGUAAGUUGCACUUUUUAAUGUUGUAAUGUUGAUUAUUUUCAUUUGUUUUAUUUCCUUUUUUUUUUUGUAUUAUUAUUGCUGCAUGUUUGGAGCCUUUAAAUGUGAUUUUUUUUAAAACAAUUUUCUAAAGACAUUAAGGAGAAAGAAAAUACACGUGUCUUACACGGUAGGCAUUGGACCCAGCUGAUGGGUGCAUGGAACAGAUAUUUUCUCAUCUGUGUGUUGCCAGCAGUCCCCUCCCCAUCUCCUGCUUGUUGGUAACUCGUGAGAGGGGGCGCCGUUUUCACGUGGGUUUCCUUCUUGCCCACUAGGUACAUGUGUUUGUUUUAGUGGUGGAAGAGCAGGUUUCUCUCCCAGUGAUUUUAAAGACUCCCAGGAUUGAGUGUGGUCCCAAUGGGUUUUAUCUGAAGUUGUGAAACGCAACAAAGUUGAAUACAACGGCUUGGGUGUUGAUGAAGGCCGACCCAGAGAUUGGUAGCUGUCAGAGCCACCUGCUCCCAAGGGCUGGGGUGGGGAGAGUCGGAGUAGUGGUUCAGACCCAGCGACCUGUUCUUGGGGCACAAUCAUGAAAUUCCACGACCGGCCCUGUCUUGAGGGCACCGCAUGUCCUGUGGGCUCCUGUGUCAGGCAUACUGGAAAUGCCAAAUGCCAGAGGUAGCCGAGUGUCUGGGUCUGGGCAGUGGGAAGCUGGGAGCUCAGCAGGCCUGGAGGUCUCAUUCCUUCCCCCUGAACCCUGUGUGCCCUGGCCCUGCUGCCCCCUCCUCUGCCUCCCUCGUGGUUUUUCUUUCUCUCAAAACGAGAGCGCAGAGAAUUGACAUUCCUUGGCUGGUGAGUGGGCUGCUAAAGGCAGCCUCAGGACACUGGUCACCUCUUCCUGUCCUCUCGGAGCCGGUGCCGUGAAGCAGCCGCCCGUGGGAACCAUGAGCACCAGGGGCGUUGCUGAGUCAGUCUGUUAGGGGAGAGCGAGUGGUGCCGUCCAGGAGUGUUGGCCGACUCUCCUAGGUUUCUUUGGCUUCCCCGAUUUGGUUGGGGUAGAGGAGGUGGGGGGAGGGAAUCGAGGGUGUCUUUGUGCCUUCCGCGGGUUGACAGUCUGUGCCACACUGGAGCAAAAAAAAAAAAAAAAAAAAAACUAAACUAAACUAAAUUAAAAAACUGACAUGAGCAGGAUAGAAAGUGCCACAUCUGUCUUUGCCGCCUGCUGCCUCAGACGUAGCAUUAGACAAAGUGAAGACAACAGCAUGCUCCGCUAAGGCUAGGGCCGAACAGGACUGAAAGAGCCACAUUCCCGCACCGGCUCUGAAUGGUCCUGGUCCGAUUCCGCCCGUGCCCGUCUCCCGUGCCCUGGCUGUGUGGACAGGACGGGUCUCGCCUCAGCACCCCUUCACUCCCUGGGGCGGGGCUUCUCAAACACUAGAUGCUUCUUCAUCUUGUUUAAGGAAGUGGGAGUUGUGUACUCUUAGGGAGCGUGAACUAGCCCUGUUGGCCAGCUCCCUUGCCAGCGUAGAUGAGGCGGUGGUGUCAUCCGGCCAGUGAAAAGUGAGGUGGGCGUAGCUGUGGAAUCACCAGCGUGACGGAGACGCAGCUUCAAGGUUGCCUGUCACAGGCGUGGCCCUGGACACAGCCUGGGGCAGUGAUUUGGAACCUCGGCCUCUAGGACUGCAGGAGAGAGACACCUGGGCUCCUUCCUUGUCCAGAGGUGCUGGGAAGAAGCUGCUCCGAGGCCAGCGCUGCCUGUCCUUGAAUUCUUGGUCCGCACCCUGCCUGGGGUGCCUCCACUGCUCGGAAGUUAAGGAGGCACCCCGCUCCACACUCCAGGAACUUCCCUGAAGUUGAACAUCGCCUUCCAGCCAGGCUCCGCCAGACCUGUCUUGACAUCCAGUUUUGCCACCUGCAGCGCUGUCAGUUGUCCUCAGAGCCUGUGGUCGCUGAGCAUGGUGGGAAACAGGUGAGCCGCUGGCGUGCCGCCCGCCCAGAGCCAGAGGAGUUCUGCACAGUUUGAGGAUGAGCUGGUUACAGCUCACUCAGCUACAGCUCACAUCUGCAGAUGGAGUUCUGAGUUCCCCGUCUGGGAAAGGGAGCAGGAGUCUCAGGUGCGCUCAGGGUUCUGCCUGUCAGCUUGUUCACCGAAGCUUUCCACUUUGCUUUGGUUUGCUUGCUUCGUGUCUUGUCAAUGUCUAGCUUAUAUUAGCCUCCCCCGACUCCUUUGGGCCUCAUCUCCCGUUCGUGUGAAUGUACCUCAUCACCUGUUCGAGCAGAUUAUGUCCGCUUCGUCUUACUGACCUUGCCGCUGAGGGAGGUGCGGUGGGAAGACGGGUAGCGUUUGCCUUACUCGGAGCCGGGAGAGCUCAGAAACGUAUGCUGUGAAUCCCAAAACCCAGCGCUCCUCCAAGAGCUGUGAAAAUCAUGAUACCUUCUCACACUUUUGCCUGAAAGGGUCUUUUUGCCCGGGUGCCAGAGCCGACCUAACAUCAAUUGCAGAUCCCCCACCCCAGCCCUGCCCUGGGCACACUGCUCCGCCCGCGGCUCGUUCCCCACCCACCGGAGGCCUGCAGCGGCUCGUCCGAGGCUGCAGGGCAGCCUCCAGCAGCACACGGCUGGGGCUCUGUCUCCAGGCCGGGAGUCCGCCUCCCGGCCAGCCCCGUGUUUCUGAAGGUCCGUGGGAGGCCAGCUUUUAGGCAGCGAUACUUUCCUCCUGGGGGGAGUCGGGAAGUAUGCAGUUGGUGCUUUCUUUAAUUCCUUUGUUUUGUCAUUUGUGUGCGCAUUUCCCCUGGUAUCAUGGAAAGGACCUCUCAAAUAACCACAUCAUGGCUGGCUGUAUCCAAAGUAUGCAUAAUUGACCGGAGGUGUGGCGCUUCCCUCCCUGAUUUCUCCUAAGGAGGGGCUCCUUGCCCGAACUGAACGUCUGCAUGUGAGAAGCUGCCUCAGGGAGAGACGUAAUUCUCCCAGCAUCGCGGUCCCGUGUCUACACCAGGCCACACACUGAGCAGCAGAAAGCGAUUUUGACUGUGAAGUGGGGAUCCCCAGGUGUGCAGCCUGCCGUCUGGCAGUGCAGCGUUCACACUGAAGCCUGUUAACUGUGUGUCUCCACAAGCCCCUCUCUGGUGCUGAAAUUGACCUGAAUUCUUGGUGAGAGGCCUCAGCGUCUCCCUCGGGCCAGCCUGGGCCAGAAAAUAGCUGCCUGACGUGUUCAUAUGAUCAUGGUCAAAAGUUCAGUGAAAUUUGUACAUUUUGGUAACAUUGGCAUACAUGAUGCCCCUGCAGUUCCUUUUCUUUUUGGUAGUUUGUGAUUCUAAAAUGCUCACUGUUAUGUGUGUUAAUUUAUGAAAAUAAAAAAACUUUUUUUUUUUUUUUUUGGAAACCUUUCAAAUAACUCUCUGGGCUAUUUUAUUGUUAUGGGUUGAUAAUGGAUUAAAAUUUCGCCGGCGCCGCGGCUCAAUAGGCUAAUUCUGCGCCUUGUGGCGCCGGCACACCGGGUUCUAGUCCCGGUCGGGGCACCGGAUUCUGUCCCGGUUGCCCCUCUUCCAGGCCA
Molecule: messenger RNA, 11180 nt
Organism: Lepus europaeus (European hare)
Lineage: Eukaryota; Metazoa; Chordata; Mammalia; Lagomorpha; Leporidae
Gene: PRR14L
Product: proline rich 14 like
Exons: 10
Coding region: 591-7010 (2139 amino acids)
Source: RefSeq, a predicted model, not a curated record